Messenger RNA from Castor canadensis (American beaver), 1719 nucleotides. RefSeq names its product SRY-box transcription factor 18 (gene Sox18). The record is from RefSeq and is a predicted model, not a curated record. NCBI's taxonomy places the organism in Eukaryota, Metazoa, Chordata, Mammalia, Rodentia, Castoridae. Gene Ontology annotation, biological process: vasculogenesis; angiogenesis; lymphangiogenesis. Gene Ontology annotation, molecular function: RNA polymerase II cis-regulatory region sequence-specific DNA binding; DNA-binding transcription activator activity, RNA polymerase II-specific. Gene Ontology annotation, cellular component: nucleus.
CACCAGCUCGUCGCAGGCCAGCUCUCCGCGCCCGGUCCCGCAGUGCUCACCACCGUCCUUGCGCUCCCGCGCCGCGUUCCGCCCAGGCCGCGCCCAGCUGGAAUGCAGAGAUCGCCGCCCGGCUACGGCGCACAGGACGACCCGCCCGCCCGCCGCGACUGUGCAUGGGCCCCGGGAUCCGGGGCCGCCGCUGAGCCGCGCGGCCUCCCCGCCGCCCCCACCGCGCCCGUCGCGCCCGUCGCGCCCGCUUCGCCAACCAGCCAGCCGUGCAGCCCGCCUCGCAGCCCCGAGUCGGGGCGCUAUGGCCUCAGCCCGUCCGGCCGUGGGGAACGCCAGACGGCCGACGAGUCGCGCAUCCGGCGGCCCAUGAACGCUUUCAUGGUGUGGGCGAAGGACGAGCGCAAGCGGCUGGCGCAGCAGAACCCGGACCUGCAUAAUGCGGUGCUGAGCAAAAUGCUGGGCAAAGCGUGGAAGGAGCUGAACGCGGCAGAGAAGCGGCCCUUCGUGGAGGAGGCCGAACGGCUGCGUGUGCAGCACUUGCGCGACCACCCCAACUACAAGUACCGGCCCCGCCGAAAAAAGCAGGCGCGCAAGGCCCGGCGGCUGGAGCCUGGGCUCCUGCUCCCGGGCCUGGCGCCGCCCCCACCGCCUCCCGAAUCCUUCCAAGCCGCUGCGUCCAGCUCCGCCCGAGCCUUCCGCGAGCUGCCCCAGCUGGGCGCGGAGUUCGACGGCCUGGGGCUACCCACUCCCGAGCGCUCGCCGCUGGACGGCCUGGAGUCCGGAGAGGCCGCCUUCUUCCCGCCGCCUGUGCCGCCCGAGGACUGCGCUCUGAGGGCUUUCCGUGCGACCUACGCCCCCGAGUUGGCCCGGGACCCAGGCGGCUGCUACGGAGCGCCCCUGGCCGAGGCGCUCAGGACCGCGCCGCCCACCGCGCCGCUCGCCGGCAUCUACUACGGCGCCCUGGGCGCUCCGGGCCCAUACCCCACCCCACUGUCGCCGCCGCCCGAGGCCCCGCCACUGGACGGCGCCGAACCGCUGGGACCCACAGACGACCUUUGGGCCGACGUGGACCUCAUCGAGUUCGACCAGUACCUCAACUGCAGCCGGACUCGGACGGACGCCACCCCGCUCCCAUACCAUGUGGCACUGGCCAAACUGGGCCCCCGCACUAUGUCCUGUCCAGAGGAGAGCAGCCUCAUCUCGGCGCUGUCGGAUGCCAGCAGCGCGGUCUACUACAGCGCCUGCAUCUCUGGCUAAGCUGCUGCUGCACCAGCUCUCAGCGCUUCCUCACGCCGUGCGGCUGCCCGCUCCCUCGCGCAGAUGUAUGUUUAGGCUAUGCAACAGCGACGCUAACGGCAUGUGGGUCCCACCUCCCGGCCACCGUCCCAGUUCUGGGGACCCUGCUGCUGGCUCCCACGUGGGGCUAGGAAACCCAGGCCUAGGACCUGCUGGCUGGCCCUGCCAGGGUUAAGUUGUUGAAGCACCUAAUCCUUUUCUUGCAGUGUAUUUUCUAGAACCAGAUUGUAUUUUUUACUUUGCCUUUUUUAUAUACAUAAUACAAUAUAUUUAAUUUUUAAUUAAACUUUUUCUUUUAAAGGGUUUCAGUGAUCACCAGCAUCCAUGUAGCAAGGGCUUUUUAAAUACAAGGAAUAAACAAUGUUUGCUGUAAAGGAGGGGCCAGGAGCUGGAUCCUCUGGGCAGGGGGCCACAAUAAAGUGC